AUGGAGGCCAGCCAGCCCCCCUCCCUCCCCCAGUCACUGGUCUUCAGCAACUCCAAGCAGGGUGGGCCGCUGUCCCAACCCACCUCCAGCAGCACCUCCUACACCCAGCACAGCAUGGUGAGCCCACAGGACACACACAAAACGGUUUCCACUCUAUUCUAAAUGUUUUCCCCCUUCUGUUUUAUUAACCCAUCCACCACCCCACCCCCUCUUCGGAGGACAUAUAUAUAUAUAUAUAUAUAUAUAUUUUUUUUUUUUUUUUUUUUUUUUACAGCUUUUCUGCUACAUAUACAUAUACAUGUUGCAUACACAUUUUACAUACAUGGUACUUUUAUAUAAAGCGGUCACAUAACAAUAAUACAUUACCAAACAUAAGCUCUUUAAUCCCACCCCUAAGCAACUCUCAACCCAUCCCACCUAUCACCAUAGACCACCCUCUUUUGGUUUCCAUGUGCCAUAUAUUUUUCAAUUGUGAUGUUUUACAUACAUUUUAAACCUUUCUAAUCGUAUAGUGUCCAAAGAUUGAGCUAAAGAUGAUAACCUUUCCUACGAGUAUUAUUAUAUUAUUUAUUGACUAUGGCUUUCCAAAUCACCCAACACUGCUAUUUGUAAGGGUAGUUUUAAGUGAAUGUUGUGAUUUUUUUUUUUUACCAUUCCUGAACCUGUGACCAGAAACAAGCUACAUAGGGGCAAUACCAGAAUAAAUGAUCUAGUGAUUCUCUCUUUGCAGCAAAAUCUACAGAGCUUAGAUUGUUGUAUGCCCCAUAUACAUACAUACAUACAUACAUACAUACAUACAUACAUACAUACAUACAUACAUACAUACAUACAUACAUACAUACAUACAUACAUACAUACAUACAUAAGUAUUUAGUCAGCCACCAAUUGUGCAAGUUCUCCCACUUAAAAAGAUGAGGCCUGUAAUUUUCAUCAUAGGUACACGUCAACUAUGACAGACAAAUUGAGAAGAAAAAAAAAUCUAGAAAAUCACAUUGUAGGAUUUUUAAUGAAUUUAUUUGCAAAUUAUGGUGGAAAAUAAGUAUUUGGUCACCUACAAACAAGCAAGAUUUCUGGCUCUCACAGACCUGUAACUUCUUAACAAAAGUUUCUCUACUUUAUUAUAUACCCUUUGUUGGCAAUGACACAGAUCAAACGUUUUCUGUAAGUCUUCACAAGGUUUUCACACACUGUUGCUGGUAUUUUGGCCCAUUCCUCCAUGCAGAUCUCCUCUAGAGCAGUGAUGUUUUGGGGCUGUCGCUGGGUAACACGGACUUUCAACUCCCUCCAAAGAUUUUCUAUGGGGUUGAGAUCUGGAGACUGGCUAGGCCACUCCAGGACCUUGAAAUGCUUCUUACGAAGCCACUCCUUCGUUGCCCGGGCGGUGUGUUUGGGAUCAUUGUCAUGCUGAAAGACCCAGCCACGUUUCAUCUUCAAUGCCCUUGCUGAUGGAAGGAGGUUUUACAUUUACAUUUUAGUCAUUUAGCAGACGCUCUUAUCUAGAGCGACUUUAUCUUUUUAUUUUUUAUUUUUUUAUUAAUUUUUUUAUACUGGCCCCCCGUGGGAAUUGAACCCACAACCCUGGCGUUGCAAACGCCAUGCUCUACAUCCCUGCCGGCCAUUCCCUCCCCUACCCUGGACGACGCUGGGCCAAUUGUGCGGCGCCCCAUGGGUCUCCCGGUCGUGGCCGGCUACGACAGAGCCUGGAUUCACUCAAAAUCUCACGAUACAUGGCCCCAUUCAUUCUUUCCUUUACACGGAUCAGUCGUCCUGGUCCCUUUGCAGAAAAACAGCCCCAAAGCAUGUUGUUUCCACCCCCAUGCUUCACAGUAGGUAUGGUGUUCUUUGGAUGCAACUCAGCAUUCUUUGUCCUCCAAACAAGACGAGUUGAGUUUUUACCAAAAAGUUCUAUUUUGGUUUCAUCUGACCAUAUGACAUUCUCCCAAUCCUCUUCUGGAUCAUCCAAAUGCACUCUAGCAAACUUCAGACGGGCCUGGACAUGUACUGGCUUAAGCAGGGGGACACGUCUGGCACUGCAGGAUUUGAGUCCCUGGCGGCGUAGUGUGUUACUGAUGGUAGGCUUUGUUACUUUGGUCCCAGCUCUCUGCAGGUCAUUCACUAGGUCCCCACGUGUGGUUCUGGGAUUUUUGCUCACCGUUCUUGUGAUCAUUUUGACCCCACGGGGUGAGAUCUUGCGUGGAGCCCCAGAUCGAGGGAGAUUAUCAGUGGUCUUGUAUGUCUUCCAUUUCCUAAUAAUUGCUCCCACAGUUGAUUUCUUCAAACCAAGCUGCUUACCUAUUGCAGAUUCAGUCUUCCCAGCCUGGUGCAGGUCUACAAUUUUGUUUCUGGUGUCCUUUGACAGCUCUUUGGUCUUGGCCAUAGUGGAGUUUGGAGUGUGACUGUUUGAGGUUGUGGACAGGUGUCUUUUAUACUGAUAACAAGUUCAAACAGGUGCCAUUAAUACAGGUAACGAGUGGAGGACAGGGGAGCCUCUUAAAGAAGAAGUUACAGGUCUGUGAGAGCCAGAAAUCUUGCUUGUUUGUAGGUGACCAAAUACUUAUUUUCCACCAUAAUUUGCAAAUAAAUUCAUUAAAAAUCCUACAAUGUGAUUUUCUAGAUUUUUUUUUUUCUCAAUUUGUCUGUCAUAGUUGACGUGUACCUAUGAUGAAAAUUACAGGCCUCAUCUUUUUAAGUGGGAGAACUUGCACAAUUGGUGGCUGACUAAAUACUUUUUUCCCCCACUAUAUAUAUAUAUAUAUAUAACUCUCUCACAAAAGUGAGUACACCCCUCACAUUUUUGUAAAUAUUUGAGUAUAUCUUUUCAUGUGACAACACUGAAGAAAUUACACUUUGCUACAAUGUAAAGUAGUGAGUGUACAGCUUGUAUCAGUGUAAAUUUGCUGUCCCCUCAAAAUAACUCAACACACAGCCUUUAAUGUCUAAACCGCUGGCAACAAAAGUGAGUACACCCCUAAGUGAAAAUGUCCAAAUUGGGCCCAAUUAGCCAUUUUCCCUCCCCGGUGUCAUGUGAAUCGUUAUUGUUACAAAGUCUCAGGUGUAAAUGGGGAGCUGGUGUGUUAAAUUUGGUGUCAUCGCUCUCACACUCCCUCAUACUGGUCAGUGGAAGUUCAACAUGGCACCUCAUGGCAAAGAACUCUCUGAGGAUCUGAAAAAAAGAAUUGUUGUUCUACAUAAAGAUGGCCUGGCCUAUAAGAAGAUUGCCAAGACCCUGAAACUGAGCGGCAGCACGUUGGCCAAGACCAUACAGCGGUUUAACAGGACAGGUUCCACUCAGAACAGGCCUCGCCAUGGUCGACCAAAGAAGUUGAGUGCACAUGCUCAGCGUCAUAUCCAGAGGUUGUCUUUGGGAAAUCGACGUAUGAGUGCUGCCAGCAUUGCUGCAGAGGUUGAAGGGGUGGGGGGUCAGCCUGUCAGUGCUCAGACCAUACGCCGCACACUGCAUCAAAUUGGUCUGCAUGGCUGUCGUCCCAGAAGGAAGCCUCUUCUAAAGAUGAUGCACAAGAAAGCCCGCAAACAGUUUGCUGAAGACAAGCAGACUAAGGACAUGGAUUACUGGAACCAUGUCCUGUGGUCUGAUGAGACCAAGAUAAACUUAUUUGGUUCAGAUGGUGUCAAGCGUGUGUGGCUGCAACCAGGUGAGGAGUACAAAGACAAGUGUGUCUUGCCUACAGUCAAGCAUGGUGGUGGGACUGUCAUGGUCUGGGGCUGCAUGAGUGCUGCCGGCACUGGGGAGCUACAGUUCAUUGAGGGAACCAUGAAUGCCAACAUGUACUGUGACAUACUGAAGCAGAGCAUGAUCCCCUCCCUUCAGAGACUGGACCGCAGGGCAGUAUUCCAACAUGAUAACGACCCUAAACACACCUCCAAGACAACCACUGCCUUGCUAAAGAAGCUGAGGGUAAAGGUGAUGGACUGGCCAAGCAUGUCUCCAGACCUAAACCCUAUUGAGCAUCUGUGGGGCAUCCUCAAACGGAAGGUGGAGGAGUGCAAGGUCUCUAACAUCCACCAGCUCCGUUAUGUCGUCAUGGAGGAGUGGAAGAGGACUCCAGUGGCAACCUGUGAAGCUCUGGUGAACUCCAUGCCCAAGAGGGUUAAGGCAGUGCUGGAAAAUGAUGGUGGCCACACAAAAUAUUGACACUUUGUGCCCAAUUUGCACAGGGGUGUACUCACUUUUGUUGCCAGCGGUUUAGACAUUAAUGGCUGUGUGUUUAGUUAUUUUGAGGGGACAGCAAAUUUACACUGAUACAAGCUGUACACUCACUACUUUACAUUGUAGCAAAGUGUCAUUUCUUCAGUGUUGUCACAUGAAAAGAUACUCAAAUAUCUACAAAAAUGUGAGGGGUGUACUCACUUUUGUGAGAUACUGUGUGUGUGUGUGUGUGUGUGUGUGUGUGUGUGUGUGUGUGUGUGUAUGUGUAUAUAUAUAUAUAUAUAUAUACACACACACACACACACACACACACACACACACACACACACACACAGUGGGGAGAACAAGUAUUUGAUACACUGCCGAUUUUGCAGGUUUUCCUACUUACAAAGCAUGUAGUGGUCUAAUUUUUAUCAUAGGUACACUUCAACUGUGAGAGACGGAAUCUAAAACAAAAAUCCAGAAAAUCACAUUGUAUGAUUUUUAAGUAAUUCAUUUGCAUUUUAUUGCAUGACAUAAGUAUUUGAUACAUCAGAAAAGCAGAACAUAAUAUUUGGUACAGAAACCUUUGUUUGUAAUUACAGAGAUCAUACGUUUCCUGUAGGUCUUGACCAGGUUUGCACAUACUGCAGCAGGGAUUUUGGCCCACUCCUCCAUACAGACCUUCUCCAGAUCCUUCAGGUUUCGAGGCUGUCGCUGGGCAAUACGGACUAUCAGCUCCCUCCAAAGAUUUUCUAUUGGGUUCAGGUCUGGAGACUGGCUAGGCCACUCCAGGACCUUGAGAUGCUUCUUACGGAGCCACUCCUUAGUUGCCCUGGCUGUGUGUUUCAGGUCGUUGUCAUGCUGGAAGACCCAGCCACAACCCAUCUUCAAUGCUCUUACUGAGGGAAGGAGGUUGUUGGCCAAGAUCUCGCGAUACAUGGCCUCAUCCAUCCUCCCCUCAAUACGGUGCAGUCGUCCUGUCCCCUUUGCAGAAAAGCAUCCCCAAAAAAUGUUUCCACCUCCAUGCUUCAUGGUUGGGAUGGUGUUCUUGGGGUUGUACUCAUCCUUCUUCUUCCUCCAAACAUGGUGAGUGGAGUUUAGACCAAAAAGCUCUAAUUUUGUCUCAUCAGACCACAUUACCUUCUCCCAUUCCUCCUCUGGAUCAUCCAGAUGGUCAUUGGCAAACUUCAGACAGGCCUGGACAUGCGCUGGCUUGAGCAGGGGGACCUUGCAUGCGCUGCAGGAUUUUAAUCCAUGAUGGCGUAGUGUGUUACUAAUGGUUUUCUUUGAGACUGUGGUCCCAGCUCUCUUCAGGUCAUUGACCAGGUCCUGCUGUGUAGUUCUGGGCUGAUCCCUCACCUUCCUCAUGAUCAUUGAUGCCCCACGAGGUGAGAUCUUGCAUGGAGCCCCAGACCGAGGGUGAUUGACCAUCAUCUUGAACUAUUUUCUAAUAAUUGCGCCAACAGUCGUUGCCUUCUCACCAAGCUGCUUGCCUAUUGUCCUGUAGCCCAUCCCAGCCUUGUGCAGGUCUACAAUUGUAUCUCUGAUGUCCUUACACAGCUCUCUGGUCUUGGCCAUUGUGGAGAGGUUGGAGUCUGUUUGAGUGUGUGGACAGGUGUCUUUUAUACAGGUAAUGAGUGGAGAACAGGAGGGCUUCUUAAAGAAAAACUAACAGGUCUGUGAGAGCCGGAAUUCUUACUGGUUGGUAGGUGAUCAAAUACUUAUGUCAUGCAAUAAAAUGCAAAUUAAUUACUUAAAAAUCAUACAAUGUGAUUUUCUGGAUUUUUGAUUUAGAUUCCGUCUCUCACAGUUGAAGUGUACCUAUGAUAAAUAUUACAGACCUCUACAUGCUUUGUAAGUAGGAAAACCUGCAAAAUCGGCAGUGUAUCAAAUACUUGUUCUCCCCACUGUGUGUGUGUGUGUGUGUGUGUGUGUGUGUGUGUGUGUGUGUGUAUAUAUAUAUAUAUAUAUAUAUAUAUAUAUAUAUAUAUAUAUAUAUAUAUAUAUAUAUAUAUAUAUAUAUAUAUAUAUACUACCAUUCAAAAGGUUGGGGUCACUUAAACGUCCUUGUUUUCUAAAGAAAAGCACUUUUUUUUGUCCAUUAAAAUGACAUCAAAUUGAUCAGAAAUACAGUGUAGACUGUUAAUGUUUGUUGAUGGCUAUUGUUGCUGGAAAUGACUGAUUUAAAAAAAAAAAUGGAAUAUCUACAUAGGCGUACAGAGGCCCAUUUAUCAGCAACCAUCAGUCCUGUGUUCCAAUGGCACGUUGUGUUUGCUAAUCCAAGUUUAUCAUUUUAAAAGGCUAAUUGAUCAUUAGAAAACCCUUUUGCAAUCAUGUUAGCACAGCUGAAAACUUGUGCUGAUUAAAGAAGCAAUAAAACUGGCCUUCUUGAGACUAGUUGAGUAUCUGGAGCAUCAGCAAUUGUGGGUUCGAUUACUGGCUCAAACUGUCCGGAAACAAAUAACUUUCUUCUGAAACGUGUCAGUCUAUUCUUGUUCUGAGAAAUGAAGGCUAUUCCAUGCAAGAGAGUGCCAAGAAACUGAAGAUCUCGUACAAUGCAGUGUACUACUCCCUUCACAGAACAGCGCAAACUGGUUCUAACCAGAAUAGAAAGAGGGGUGGGAGGCCCCGGUGCACAACUGAGCAAGAGGACCAAUACGUUAGUGUCUAGUUUGAGAAACGGACGCCUCACAGGUCCUCAACUGGCACCUUCAUUAAAUAGUACCCGCAAAACACCAGUCUCAACGUCAACAGUGAAGAGGCGACUCCGGGAUGCUGACCUUCUAGGCUGAGUUGCAAAGAAUAAGCCAUAUCUCAGACUAACCAAUAAAAAGAAAAUAUUUAAGAUGGGCAAAGGAACACAGACACUGGACAGAGGAAGAUUGGAAAAAAGUGUUAUGGACAGACGAAUCGAAGUUUGACGUGUUCGGAUCACAAAGAAGAACAUUUGUGAGACUCAGACCAAAUGAAAAGAUGCUGGAUGAGUGUUUGAUGCCAUUUGUCAAGCAUGGGUGGAGGCAAUGUGAUGGUAUGGGGGUGCUUUGGUGGUGGGAAAGUGGGGGAUUUGUACAGGGUAAAAGGGAUCUUGAAGAAGGAAGGCUAUCACUCCAUUUUGCAACGCCAUGCCAUACCCUGUGGACGGCGCUUGAUUGGAGCCAAUUUCCUCCUACAACAGGACAAUGACCCAAAGCACAGCUCAGCUCCAAACUAUGCAAGAACUAUUUAGGGAAGAAGCAGUCAGCUGGUAUUCUGUCUAUAAUGGAGUGGCCAGCACAGUCACCGGAUCUCAACUCUAUUGAGGCCAAAUCCAAGAUGGCGUAGCAGUGCGUCAUGUUUUUUUUCUGUGUCCUUGUAUAAAUAGCCUGUUUUUUUUGUCUAUUUUGUAUACCGUAUUUUCCGCACUAUAAGGCGCACUUAAAAGCCUUUAAUUUUCUCAAAAAACGACAGUGCGCCUUAUAAUCCGGAGCGCUUUAUAUAUGGAUCAAUUGGUUAAUUGGUUGAUCCAUACUGGUUGUACACGGCGCUCAAGGUGCUCUGUCAAAAUGUUUCAGUAUGAAAAACCAAUAAAAACAAUUUAAUAAUAAUGAAAUGUUUCAGUACGACUGGUAAACUACAAAGCCGCACCACUUGCAGCAUUACGGUAGCCAGUACACACCGGUAUUGUGCUUACUCACAGUCCCACACCACUUGUGUGUGUAUAAAGACCCCAAAAUGGCACCUUUCAAGAGACACGCUUACGACGCAGAGUUCAAGCUCAAGGCUGUCGGUCAUGCAGUAGAAUAUGGGAAUAGAGCAGCAGCGAGAGAAUUCAACAUUAAUGAAUCAAUGGUACGGAAGUGGAGGAAGCAAGAAGAUGACCUGCGCCAAGUAAAGAAGACUAAACAGAGUUUCCGCGGGAACAAAGCGAGAUGGCCACAGUUAGAGAACAAACUCGAACAGUGGGUUGUUGAACAGAGAGCAGCAAGUAGAAGCGUCUCUACAGUCACUAUUCGAAUGAAGGCAACAGCGCUAGCACGGGACAUGACAAUCGAUGAAUUUCGAGGCGGUCCUUCUUGGUGCUUUCGUUUUAUGAAAAGACGUAAUCUCUCCAUCCGCACACGAACUACCGUCUCGCAGCAACUGCCAAAAGAUUACCAAGAAAAGCUGGUCACUUUCCGCGCAUACUGCAAAAAGAAGAUCACUGAAAAGAAGAUCCGGCCAGAGCACAUCACCAACAUGGACGAGGUUCCACUCACCUUUGAUAUUCCCGUGAACCGCACUGUGGAGAAAACGGGGACCAGUACGGUGUCUGUACGUACCACAGGGAAUGAGAAGUCAUCCUUCACUGUAGUUCUCGCCUGCCAGGCUAAUGGCCAGAAACUUCCACCCAUGAUUAUUUUCAAGAGGAAGACCUUGCCAAAAGAGAACUUUCCAGCCGGCGUCGUCAUCAAAGCUAGCCCGAAGGGAUGGAUGGAUGAGGAAAAGAUGAGUGAGUGGCUGAGAGAAAUUUACGUCAAGAGACCGGGUGGCUUUUUCCACACAGCUCCGUCCCUAUUGAUCUACGACUCAAUGCGCGCCCAUAUCACCGAUGCUGUCAAAAAACAAGUGAAGCAAACUAAUUCGGAGCUUGCCGUCAUUCCGGGUGGAUUAACUAAAGAACUCCAGCCGCUAGAUAUUGGUGUCAACAGGGCGUUCAAAGCUAGACUGCGAGCUGCGUGGGAGCAGUGGAUGACAGAAGGCGAACACACGUUCACCAAGACGGGGAGACAGCGCCGGGCGACUUACGCCACUAUCUGCCAAUGGAUCGUGGAUGCCUGGGCUGAUAUAUCGGUCUCAACUGUGGUCAAAGCUUUCACGAAGGCAGGAAUAAUCUCUGAACUGCCAGGCAACAGCAGCGACACUGACUCGGAUAAUGACGAGAGGGAGCCGGGCAGGUUGGAUGCCGUAGUCGCCCAACUGUUCAAUUCGGACACUGAAGAAGAAGAAUUCGAGGGGUUCGUGGAUGGGGAAUGAACUGAAAAAGUGAGCUUUACGUGUUAUAUGUAACUGAACAAUGUUGAGUUAUGCACUAACGUUUGAUUUAGUGGUAUCAGACUGUUUCUUUUACUACGUGUUUACUGAAUCAGGGAAAGGUUCCCCUCCACGUUUGGGAGAAGAGUGAGCAAGGCUGGGAGAUAUUGUUAAUAUGCACAUUAACGUUUGAACAACAUUACCAUGGGAGUGAACGGAGUUGUCAGAACGCUUAAUAAAGUUUGACUUUAUCUGACUGUUUUGUUGACAUUCCUUUUAGCACAGCUCCAUCUAGUGGAUGCAUAACGCAACCCCAGUCAAUUCGUUUGACUACAGUAUCUUCUAUUCUAUGCGCCUUAUAAUCCGGUGCGCCCUAUAUAUGAAAACAGUUCUAAAAUAGGCCAUUCAUUGAAGGUGCGCCUUAUAAUCCGGUGCGCCUUAUAGUGCGGAAAAUACGGUAUAUUUCUCAAUUUUACUUUUCAUUCUUUAACUAAAUAUACUUUCCUGCAAUCCGCCUCACCCAACAUGGAAAGGAUUCUAUUAUUUCUUUAUAACUUUUAUCAAGAACCUUAAGCUGAAACUAGCCUAGCUGCAACCGAAUGGCCACUUGCUAUUAGCCACCCUUAGCGUCUUCACCAUUGUCCGUGGCCUGCACUACCAGCCAGCCAGCUCUAGCUCUAGCCUGGACAAUUUGUCGGCCAGUCUGCACAGCGUGCUAUCGACCCAGAGCAUAUCGGAUUUUCUGCCGCAAUCACUGGACCCUAGCGCCGGAUCAUCGCAACCAGCUAGCUGCAACCAAAUGGCUGUUGUCGUUGGCUAAUUACCAUUGCCCUUUGGCAAGCACCAGUUAGCCUUGAGCUAGCCUCUAGCCAGGCCCAUCUCCCGGCUAUCUACCUCUCUGUCGAUCGGACGGGACCUCCUAGUGUUGACACGGAGCCCCGCCGAUCCAACACGACUGGUUUGCCGAUGAAAUCGUCUGAUGUGGUUUCAACAGGCUUCCCGCAUCCUGUUUAUGUUUAGCCUCAGACCAAACUUUGUCACCAUUACAAGCUGUUGUCUUGGCCCGGGUAUCAUGGAUGGAUAUUGACCUCAUUCCGUCAGUAGAGGAUGCCUGGUUGUUCUUUAAAAGUGCUUUCCUCUCAAUCUUAAAUAAGCAUGCCCCAUUCAAAAAAAGUCUGAACUAAGAACAGAUAUAGCCCCUGGUUCUCCUCAGACUUGACUGCCCUUGACCAGCACAAAAACAUCCUGUGGCGUACUGCAUUAGCAUCGAACAGCCCCCACGAUAUGCAACUUUUCAGGGAAGUCAGGAACCAAUAUACACAAUCAGUUAGGAAAGCAAAGGCUGGCUUUUUCAAACAAAUGUGCAUCCUGUAGCACUAACUCCAAAAAGUUUUGGGACACUGUAAAGUCCAUGGAGAAUAAGAGCACCUCCUCCCAACUGCCCACUGCACUGAGGCUAGGAAACACUGUCACCACCGAUAAAUCUACAAUAAUCGAGAAUUAUGCUUUCCACCUGGCUACCAGUACCCCGGUCACCAGCUCUGCACCCUCCGCUGCAACUUGCCCAUGCCCCCCCCUCUUCAAAAGGGGGUGACACUCUAGAUCACUAAAGACAGUACUGCGCAGCCGUCUUCAUCGACCUGGCCAAGGCUUUCGACGCAUUCUUAUUGGCAGACUAAAUAGCCUUGGUUUCUCAAAUGACUGCCUCGCCUGGUUCACCAACUACUUCUCAGAUAGAGUUCAAUGUGUCAAAUCGGAGGGCCUGUUGUCUGGACCUCUGGCAGUCUCUAUGGGGGUGCCACAGGGUUCAAUUCUCGGGCCGACUCUAUUCUCUGUGUAUAUCAAUGAUGUUGCUCUUGAUGCCGGUUACGCUCGGAUCCACCUCUAUGCGGACGACACCAUUUUGUAUACAUCUGGCCCUUCAUUGGACACUGUGUUAACAAACCUCCAAACGAGCUUCAACGCCUUACAACACUCGUUCCGUAGCCUCCAACUGCUCUUAAACGCUAGUAAAACUAAAUGCAUGCUCUUCAACCGAACGCUGCUUGCACCCGCCCACCCGACUAGAAUCACUACUCUCGGCGGGUCUGACCUAGAGUAUGUGGACAACUACAAAUCCCUAGGUGUCUGGUUAGACUGUAAACUCUCCUUCCAGACUCACAUUAAGCAUCUCCAAUCAAAAGUUCGGCUUCCUAUUUCGCAACAAAGCCUCCUUCACUCAUGCUGCCAAACAUGCCCUCGUAAAACUGACUAUCCUACCGAUCCUUGACUUCGGCGAUGUCAUUUACAAAAUAGCCUCCAACACUCUACUCAGCAAAUUGGAUGUAGUCUAUCACAGUGCCAUCCGUUUUGUCACCAAAGCCCCAUAUACUAUCCACCAUUGUGACCUGUACGCUCUCGUUGGCUGGCCCUCACAACAUAUUCGUCGCCAAACCCACUGGCUCCAGGUCAUCUAUAAAUCACUGCUAGGCAAAUCCCAGUCUUAUCUUAGCUCACUGGUCAUCAUAGCAACACCCACCCGUAGUAUGCGCUCCAGCAGGUAUAUCUCACUGGUCAUCCCCAAAGCCAACACCUCAUUUGGCCGCCAUUCCUUCCAGUUCUCUGCUGCCAAUGACUGGAACGAACUGCAAAAAUCUCUGAAGCUGGAGACUUAUCUCCCUCACUAACUUUAGGCGUCAGUUGUGAAAGCAGCUUACCGAUCACUGCACCUGUACACAGCCCAUCUGUAAUUAGCCUAUCCAACUACCUCAUCCCCAUAUUGUUAUUUAUUUUGCUAAUUUGCACCCCAGUAUCUCUAUUUGCACAUCAUCUUUUGCACAUCUAUCAGUCCAGUGUUAAUACGAAAUUAUAACAAUUUUGCACUAUGGCCUAUUUAUUGCCUUACCUCCAUAAUUUUCUACAUUCGCACACACUGUAUAUAUAUUUUCUGUUGUAUUUUUGACUUUGUUUUGUUUACCCCAUAUGUAACGCUGUGUCGUUGUUUUUAUCGCACUGCUUUGCUUUAUCUUGGCAAGGUCACAGUUGUAAAUGAGAACUUGUUCUCAACUUGCUUACCUGGUUAAAUAAAGGUGAAAUAAAAAAUAAAAAAAUUGAGCUGUUGUGGGAGCAGCUUGACCGUAUGGUACGUAAGAAGUGCCCAUCAAGCCAAUCUAACUUGUGGGAGGUUCUUCAGGAAGCAUGGGGUGAAAUCUCUUCAGAUUACCUCAACAAAUUGUCUGUCUGUGACCCCAAACUUUUGAACGGUUAUGUGUGUGUGUGUGUGUGUGUAUGUAUGUAUGUGUAUGUAUAUAUAUAUAUAUAUAUAUAUAUAUAUAUAUAUAUAUAUAUAUAUAUAUAUAUAUAGAUAGAUAGAUAGAUAGAUAGAUAGAUAGAUAGAUAGAUAGAUAGAUAGAUAGAUAGAUAUCUCAGCAACAAAAGAAACGUCCUCUCACUGUCAACUGCGUUUAUUUUCAGCAAACUUAAUGUGUAAAUAUUUAUAUGAACAUAACAAGAUUCAACAACUGAGAUAUACACUGAACAAGUUCCAUAGACAUGUGACUAACAGAAAUGGGGUAAAGUGUCACUGAACAAAGGGGGGUCAAAAUCAAAAGGAACAGUCAGUAUCUGGUGUGGCCACCAGCUGCAUUAAGUACUGCAGUGCAUCUCCUCCUCAUGGACUGCACCAGAUUUGUCAGUUCUUGCUGUGAGAUGUUACCGCACUCUUCCACCAAGGCACCUGAAGUCUGGGGGGAAUGGCCCUAGCCCUCACCCUCCGAUCCAACAGGUCCCAGACGUGCUCAAUGGGAUUGAGAUCCGGGCUCUUCGCUGGCCAUUGCAGAACACUGACAUUCCGGUCUUGCAGGAACUCACGCACAGAACAAGCAGUAUGGCUGGUGGUAUUGUCAUGCUGUAGGGUCAUGUCAGGGUGAGCCUGCAGGAAGGGUACCACAUGAGGGAGGAGGAUGUCUUCCCUGUAACGCACAGCGUUGAAAUUGCCUGCAAUGACAACAAGCUCAGUCUGAUGAUGCUGUGACACACCGCCCCAGACCAUGACGGACCCUCCACCUCCAAAUCGAUCCCGCUCCAGAGUCAGGCCUCGUUGUAACGCUCAUUCCUUUGACGAUAAACGCAAAUCCUCCGACCAUCACCCCUGGUGAGACAAAACCGCGACUCGUCAGCGAAGAACACUUUUUGCCAGUCCUGUCUGGUCCAGAGAUGGUGGGUUUGUGCCCAUAGGCGACGUUGUUGCCGGGGAUGUCUGUUGAGGACCUGCCUUACAACAGGCCUACAAGCCCUCAGUCCAGCCUUUCUCAGCCUAUUGCGGACAGUCUGAGCACUGAUGGAGGGAUUGUGCGUUCCUGGUGUAACUCUGGCAGUUGUUGUUGCCAUCCUUUACCUGUCCCGCAGGUGUGAUGUUCGGAUGUACCGAUCCUGUGCAGGUGUUGUUACACGUGGUCUGCCACUGCGAGGACGAUCAGCUGUCCGUCCUGUCUCCCUGUAGCGCUGUCUUAGGCGUCUCACAGUACGGACAUUGCCAUUUAUUGCCCUGGCCACAUCUGCAGUCCUCAUGCCUCCUUGCAGCAUGCCUAAGGCGCGUUCACGCAGAUGAGCAGGGACCCUGGGCAUCUUUCUUUUGGAGUCAGUAGAAAGGCCUCUCUUAGUGUCCUAGAUUUUCAUAACUGUGACCUUAAUUGCCUACCGUCUGUAAGCUGUUAGUGUCUUAACGACCGUUCCACAGGUGCAUGUUCAUUAAUUGUUUAUGGUUAAUUGAAAAAGCAUGGUAAACAGUGUUUAAACCCUUUACAAUGAAGAUCUGUGAAGUUAUUUGGAUUUUUACGAAUUAUCUUUGAAAGACAGGGUCCUGAUAAAGGGACGUUUCUUUUUUUGCAGAGAGAUAUAUAUAUAUAUUCCCAAUAAAAGGAAAUAUAUAUAUAUUCCCAAUAAAAGGAAAUAUAUAUAUAUAUUCCCAAUAAAAGGAAAUAUAUAUAUAUAUAUAUAUAUAUAUAUAUAUCCAAUAAAAGGAAAUAUAUAUAUAUAUAUAUUCCCAAUAAAAGGAAAUAUAUAUAUAUUCCCAAUAAAAGGAAAUAUAUAUAUAUAUUCCCAAUAAAAGGAAAUAUAUAUAUAUAUAUAUAUAUAUAUAUCCAAUAAAAGGAAAUAUAUAUAUAUAUAUAUUCCCAAUAAAAGGAAAUAUAUAUAUAUAUAUAUUCCCAAUAAAAGGAAAUAUUUUUUGCUCAUAUGAUUUUUUUAAACAAGUCGUUUGCAGUAGGCAGUGCCGUUAGUAAGUUAACUGUGAUAUGAUCAAAGUUAAUCAAUGUGAUUUUUCCAUAAAUAGACAUUUAGUUCUCCAUGGAAUCUUAUCUAUUUUUGCAAACUUUCUAUUGAAAUUGAUUGUGGUAAGUUCAUUUAUAUUUUUUGAGAUGUGAAUACCAAGUAUGUCUACUUCACAAUCUGCCCAUUUUAUUGGUAAAUUAGUAGUAGUGUAAACACUGUCUUUUAACAAUCAAUACGUAAUAUGGUACAGUUGUCAUAAUUAGGUUUUAGUCCAGAGAGGCUAGAAAAGUGAUCAAGAUCGUCAAUUAGACUGCAGGGAUCCAGAUUGCGGACUUAAGAAAAAAACUUCAGUCAUCACAUUGACACUUGUUUUUGUUUUUAUCCCCUGGAUUUCUAACACCUUGAUGUUCUUGGUGGAUCUAAUUUUAAUAGCUAGCAUUUCAAUGGCCAUAAUAAAUAGAUAUGGAGACAACGGACAGCCUUGUUUUACUCCUCUUAAAAGCUCAAUACUUUCUGAGAAGUAACCAUUAUUUACUAUUUUACAUCUGGGGUUGAUGUACAUAACUUUAACCCAUUGUGUAAGAGAUUCACCGAAAUUAAAGUAAUCCAGGCAUUUAUAUAUAAAUUCUAGUCUUACUUUAUCAAACGCCUUUUCAAAAUCUGCUAUGAAGACCAGGCCUGGUAUCUUUUGAUGUUUCAUAAUGUUCAAUUGUUUCAAGUAAUUGUCGUAUAUUGUCCAGGUAAAAAACCUGUCUGAUCAGGAUGAACAAUAUCUGGUAAAACCUUUUUUAUUCUGUGCUAUGCAUUUUGCCAGGAUUUUCGCAUCACAACAUUGAAGUGUAAGAGGCCUCCAGUUUUCUUCAGUUUUAGUGACUACUUAAGUGUUGUAGCUAAUGUUGCACGGUAUUCCGGCGCCACGGUAAUAUCGCGGUACCAAAAUGUCAUGAUACCUAUGAUAGCAACUUUUUUAUAUACUGUAGUACAGUUUCAUAUGAUACUACUAAAUUGUUCUGCCCUACCAAUCUAAAGAACCCGCUAAAUGUUUUAUAAAGUCAGUUUUGUUUAUACAUUCAGUUAAACAAAUUUAAGCAACAGCCACUAGUCUCUUGUAUGCGCCGGUCCAGUAAUAUCCACUUCACUUUCAUACACAUAUCGUAUCACGUGUGGGAGCUGUAAUCAGCCAGCCAUCAUCCUCUUCUUGCCAUCACUCACCUGCAUCUCUCUGUCCGCUCUUCAUGCACAUCUAUUCCUCAAUCAGUUUUUAAAAUAUAAUUUAGCUGUGAUGGCGAGUGGGGAUGCAGUUACAUUUGUGUAUUUGAUACAUUGGAACAGCAUGCAGAGCGAGCAAAGUUGAUACUUUGUAUAAUUUCAACCCUGGUAUAACCAAGAGCACAGGCCAGUUUCAGUACGCUUUGCAAGUACGCUGUCACGCAGCCUCUGAGUGCCAGGGAGGACAAAUGGAGCACAACAGUGCGACAGGCAUGCUUGUCUCUAGCUCAAACGGUAAAAAAAUAUAUGACCCAUAUUACCAACACUAUCUUUUUUUCUUCCUGUGCGAUUUCGCACGCAUUUGAUGUAAUUUCACAAACCAUGUUGCGGGCUGUUUUUUUAAACUAAUCCAGAGUUUGCUAAUUAGAAUAGCCAUGGAGUAGUCUUGUUGUCUCGGAACAGUUGGUUAUCAAUGUACAUUUAAUCGAAUACAAGAGGUACACGUUUCCCUUUAAGUCUAUUCACCUUGAAGAGUGUGUACAGAACUUUGCGCCAUUCUGCAAUUUCUUUCGGGAACUGAUCAUUCAUUCCUAUUUUCGUGCCAGCAAGUCUUUUUUUUAAAUCCAGGCUUUAAACAUUAUUUUAGCUUUAAAGAAUGCAAAUUUGGCAACUAUUGGGCGCUCGCAUCGCUGUCCUCUUUGUCCGAAAUGGUGUACACGUUCGUGUUUAAUUUUGUCGACAGUAUCGCCUGGGAUCUGUAGCACUUUUAAGAAGGAAUUCUUUCACCACGCUUUCAGGGUCUUCACCCCAAUUUUUUUUAAAUACCAGUAAGUACCAGAUUUUCUCGCAUGGAUCUAUUCUGUAUUCAUAGAAAGGCUUCUCUCAGAAACAUGCUCUCCUUUUUAAGUUCUUUAACGUCCGUUUCAAUAGUAUUGACUCUUUUAGCUUGUUUCUUUCUCCAUUGUCGCAGCUUUUUCGUCACUCAUUUCGAGGCUCGCCUUCAUCUCCUUUAUUUCUUUACUUUAGUUCAAGUACGCCCAAUUUAUCAUUUAUUGAUUUUAGCAGGUCGGUUUCCACUCUUGGCGUACCAGGUGGUGAAAAGCAUAAAUCAUCGGUGUCUAUCGAGGAAUCACGUAGCCUUCUCUUGGUUUGGUUCUCUAUUUCUUUUUUUUGUGUUCCUUUCCGACAUGUUUUGGCUUUGACUGUGUUCGUAAUAUUCAGCAAUAAAGUUCUCUAGCCUUAUACGUUUUUUGGGGUUAUUGUCCAGCUUGAAUGUUAUUGCCCACGAGAAAAUAGAUCAGUGUUGUGCUACUAUUUAGUCAGUUUUAGAGAUAAUGAAUAUUGCGAUUUCUAAUGAGGCAUUCUGCACCACUAUCUUCAGUCCACCAUCACUGCCACAACCUUACGAAUGUAAGGUGUUAGUAAAAUGUUGGUAUCGUGACAACACUAGUUCUAGCUAUAAACCAGCACAGCUGUUCUAUUCUGUUUGACGCUCAUUCCUAAAACGUGCAGAAUUUCAGUUCCUCCUCUUUUGUUCCCAUUGCAGGUGAACAUGCUGCGGAAGGGCUUCGGGGAGGUGGGGGACCCUAAAGGAGGCAGCACAGGGACGACCAGCGGCUCCCAGUUCUUGGAGCAGUUUAAGACGGCCCAGGCCUUGGCCCAGCUGGCCGCCCAGCAGUCCCAGACAGGACAGCCCAACCCCACCCCCUCUUCCUGGGACACCAGCUCCGCAGCGCUAGGCCAGUAUGGUAAGAGGAGAUAUACUGGGACCGUAGGGGUAGUUUGUAUGGUUUUCAAGUAAAGUAGGGGGUGUACAUAGAGGCUAUACUAAUUUGGGUUUGCAGAGCAUUUGAAAUGCCUACAUGACUGGUAUUGUUUCUGGUUAUGAAGAGGAGAUAUCUUAAAUGCCCUAUGCAGGGUUCAGAAUCUGAUGUUAAAAAAAAAAAAAAAAAUGUUUUAUAGCCAUCAGGUGCAGGCCCUACCUUCCUUUCUCCCAUCCCCUUCUCUCCCCCCAGACAUGAAGGCCCAGCCGGAGCCUGCGGUCCACAGCCCCUUCACCAAGCGCCAUCCCUACCAGCCCACCACCUCUGUGUUGGAUGCCUUCCUCCCCCCUUCCUCAGUCUCCUCCUCCCUGCCCUCACAGAGCACCCCAUCGUCCCACAUGGCGCACCCCGCGUCUGCCCUCCCGAAGAUGACGGUGCCCCCCCUGCGGCAGCAGGUGUCACCUGGCUCAUCGGACGCCCAGGGCUCCAGCCCCCUGCCAUUGCAGCAGCACAAGCUCAAGCAACAGAAGAAGAGGACCUCCAUCACCACCAAGGUAACAGCUCAACACUGAUACAAGGACAAUGUAAACCGAGUGAAUGGCCGGUCACGCUGCGCCCAACUUCGAAUUAUUUUCGAUAGUUAACACUUGCUCACUCACAGCAAACAGUGAGCACACAUUCACUUUACUUUCAUCACUCUGUUAGCCUAACACCUAUGUAUCCCUCCCUACCUCUCUUUACUUUUUCAUAACUUAAUUACCUUGCUGUCCCUGACAUUAACCAUAUCUUUAUGAUAUUUGAUUCCAGAUUCCAGCGAUGGCGGUGGAGAUGCCUGGCUCGGCAGACAUCUCUGGGCUGAACCUGCAAUUUGGAGCACUGCAGUUUGGCUCUGAACCUGUGCUCCAGGAGUACGACAGCACCCCAACCACCACCACACCAGGAAGCCAGGUUCAGAACAGCCUCUACACAAGCCCCAGCUGGUGAGCACACAUCUGUCAUACCAGACACUGCAAAAUUGGUGUAAGAUAUGGGUCUUCUACAACUACAACACCACACACAGACCCAUGUGUAGCAUCUCUGUCACUUGGGCCCACUUGAGCUUUGACACUGGACACCUUCUCUUUUCUCAAAGUAGCCCUAUGGCUUUAUCUAAUCUCCCUGCUUCUUCUCCUCCAGUGAUGCGAUUCCCUCCCUCUCCAACCCCAGUCAGAUGGACAUGUACGACCAGAGGGCUCCCCAGGCCCGGCGCUACCCCACCCCCGUCUCCUCCCCGCAGAAAGACAUGCAGAACAAGGUGAGCCUCCAUUCAUUCCUCCAUUCAUAUUGCUCUGCCUCCUUGAGAUUCAUUCCUCUAUUCAUAUUGCUUUGAUUCUUAGAGAAAUAAGAAAUAAAGUAAUUGCUCUGUUUUUCACUUUUCUUUGAUUGGCUCCCUCUGUUAUUGAAUGAACUGUUGCUAUGGAAACUACUCCCCUAAAUUAGUGUACCCUAACAAGCCCACCUGAACUUGUGUUUUUUCAGAAUGGAUUCAAUUCAAUACAGACGCAUUCUGUGGAAGGUGAGUCAUUUUGGUAGCUGUGUGGGUUUGCAGUGAAUGAAGUCUGAAUAUGUGGUGGUCAUGGCAACCGUGUGACGUGGUAAUCCACUAACAAGCAUUGUAAUGCAUUUCAAAAAUCUAAUCACAUUUUAUUUGUCACAUGCGCUGAAUACAACAGGUGUAGACCUUAACGUGAAAUGCUUACUUACAAGCCCUUAACCAACAAUGCAGUUCAAGAAAUAGUUAAGAAAAUAUUUACUAAAUAAACAAAAGUUUUAAAAAAUUAUCAAAAAGUUACACGUAAAUUACAUAACAAUAACGGGGCUAUAUACAGGGGGUAUACCGAGUCAAAGUGCAGGGGUACAGGUUUGUCGAGGUAAUUUGUAAAGUGAAAAUGCAUAGAUAAUAAACAGGGUGACUGGAGUCUUUGACAAUUUUUUGGGCCUUCCUCUGACACCGCCUAGUAUAUACACUACCGUUCAAAAGUUUGGGGUCACUUAGAAAUGUCGUUGUUUUCGAAAGAAAAGCAAUUUUGUUGUCCAUUAAAAUAACAUCAAAUUGAUCAGAAAAUAGUGUAGACAUUGUUAAUGUUGUAAAUGGCUAUUGUAGCUGGAAACGGCUGAUUUUGAUUUUUAAUGGAAUAUCUACAUAGGUGUACAGAGGCCCAUUAUCAGCAACCAUCAGUCCUGUGUUCCAAUGGCACGUUGUUUGCUAAUCCAAGUUGAUCAUUUUAAAAGGCUAAUUGAUCAUUAGAAAAACCUUUUGCAAUUAUGUUAGCACAGCUGAAAACUGUUGUGCUGCUUAAAGAAGCAAUAAAACUGGCCUUCUUGAGACUAGUUGAGUAUCUGGAGCAUCAGCAAUUGUGGGUUCGAUUACAGGCUCACUGCCAGGUCUCUGACCUCCAAACUUGAUAAUGGUGUUGGAGUCAUGCUUGGCCACGCAGUCGUGGGUCAACAGGGAGUACAGGAAGGGACUAAGCACGCACCCCUGAGGGGCCCCAGUGUUGAAGAUCAGCGUAGCAGAUGUGUUGUUGCCUACCCUUACCACCUGGGGGCGGCCCGUCAGGAAGUCCAGGAUCCAGUUGCAGAGGGAGGUGUUUAGCCCAGGUUCCUUAGCUUAGUGAUGAGCUUUGUGGGCACUAUGGUGUUCCUGGAUGUAGGUUAAGUACUCGGGAACCAUGCCUGUUAUUUUGUGGUCCUCUAUUAGUAUUUUACGGCUAUUCAUUCAGUGUCCCUUAAAGCGGAUACAGUUUGGAAUGGCAAUCUGCCCAAUUAGACAGUGUGUAUUGUAGAGCUGUCGUCCAUUUGGGUUGGCACUAAUCCCAGAAUCUCUCUCUAUAUUUCUCUCCCUCUAUGUCCUUUCUGUCUCUCUGUCCAGCUGCAGCAGGCUCUGCAGUGUCUGUGAAGUUGGCCUCUGAUUCGGCCACGCCCGCGUCAGUCUCCAUGGCUACAUUGACGGACAGUGGCUCAGGGCCCGCGUCCUUGUUGAGCACAUCCAAUCAGUCGUCGCACAGCACUCUGGGGCACAAUGAAGACUUGCCCCCGAAUACCAUGCCCCCGCCUCAGCACAGCAAGUAAGAUGGCACCCUGAAUGGUUUGAACGAAGGGCUUGAGUGAUUUGAAGAGUUUGGAUUGUAGUAGUGCCAGUGGAUAGUGGUUCUUUAUUCAACUAAAUUGAUAAUGGACGAUCGGUUGUUCUUUCUCCAGUUCCCUUUCUACACAACAGAACAGUCUCGCUCAAUCCCAAGUCCGCACAUCCAACGCCAGUCUAAUGGUGAGUGUGUGUGAGAUAGAAGAGAGUGCAUUUCCUAUGAUGGAGGAUACAUCAAAUACUUCUUAAUCUAACCUAGUGGGUAUUUAAUCUUGUUUACCAUAACCAUCUCCUCUUCUCUCCAUUCAUCCAUCCUGACAGCACCAGAGAGUAGACGACUCCAGCUUGCACUCUUCCUCCUUCCCUUCCUCUGUCUCGGUGGUCCCCUCUUCCUCGGUCCCCUCUUCCUCGUCGGUGGUUGCAGCAGCGCAUCAGGUCUCCAUGGGGGCCCCUCAGCCCUCUUCAGUGAACACAGUGUCUCAGUCAGCCCCCUCAGGCCUGGGCCCCGUCAGCAGCCUAGCAGCCAUGGGCCUCCACACAGCAGCCUCCAUGGGACCUCCAGCUGUAGCCUCGGCAGCCAUGUCCACAGCAGCACAAGCCCAGGCUAUCGCUUCCUCCGCCUCCUCACGCAGCUCUGCAGUCUCCUCAGGUUAGAGGGGUUGUUGGUUAAGGGGAUUGCGUCCCAAAUGGCACCCUGUUCCCUAUAUAGUGCACUACUUUUGACUGGAGCCCUAUGGGCCCUGGUCUAAUGUAGUGCACUAUAUAGGGAAUAGGGUGCCAUUUGGGAUGCAGCCGGGGGUCUGUGGUUUAGAUUUGAGAUGUGAUGGGGUGUGUUGUAUAUGUUUAGUUUUUUCUAAUACAAUAAUUUCCAUCCUAUUAUUUCAUAUGUUUUGUCUUUUGUUUCUGCUGGUCUCUUUACAGGGAAAGCACCUCCUAACCUUCCUCCUGGAGUGCCCCCUCUGCUGCCCAACCCAUACAUUAUGGCCCCCGGACUACUGCACGCCUACCCUGUAAGUACUCCUCACUGUCUCUGUCAACUAAACCUGCCUUUAGGUCAUGGAAAUCAUGAGGUCUAUCUAAGUGUGAGUGACCGCCUAUAUCUGCGCAUAUCGUCCAAAAUUCUAUAUUCUGUUUUUUACACUUUUUAUAAAAGUUCAUAUUUAGAGCUUCGUAAUGGUAUACUGCAAUUGGAGGGAAAAUCCCAACUUUUUUUCUCCCUUUCUAUUGUCGUCUCACCGCCUUGUGUGUCUCAGCCUCAGGUGUACGGCUAUGAUGACCUACAGAUGCUCCAGACUAGAAUACCACUGGUGAGUCUAAGCUAUCUGGAUGUAACCCGUCCAUGUGUGGACUGGCCAAAUAUGACUUUUACUAGUAACUCUAACAACAGCUGCAAACUGUUAUUUGAAGAAGUGAACAACUGUUCUUGGAACUCUCAUUUGUUUCCAGGAACUUUGCUAUGUUGCGACGUGAUGAAAAUGGGAUGUAGUCUGAUAGUCCUUUCGUACUAGUAAAAACUGAGCCUCUUCUGUCUUCUCAGGAUUACUACAGCAUCCCGUUUGCCACCCCCAACACAGCACUGACUGGCAGAGAUGGCAGCCUGAGCAACAACCCUUACUCUGGUAACCACCACUCUAACCCCCAUCUAUGAUGUCUUACUCUACUUUCCUAAUCUAUGGAUUAUGUACAGAGUGCUAACACAGUGAAUGGAGGGGUUUGGUGUUGGGAACAAACACGCAUCAGUUGACCCUGUCCUGCGUCUCCAUGGCGAUGCAGGGGGACAGUGGCGUGUUAGAACAAUGUGCAGCCGGCACCAGAUACAGUCAGACCUUGUGACUGACUGGAACUGAUACGCUGCUACGUUAUUGUCCAUUGUACUGCUGUAAUAACUGAUCUCAGUGAAUCGCAUUACCGUUGCUUGAACACAAUGGACAUUAUUGUCACAUUUUCUCACUCAUCUCCUCCUUCCCCUCAUCCCCCUUUCACUCACCUUUUUCACACUUUACCUUUUUCUUUGCCAUUCCCCUCCGGCAGGUGACUUAUCAAAGUUUGGUCGAGGUGACGCGUCGUCCCCGGCGCCGGCCACCACAAUGGCCCAGCAGACACAGCAGAACCAGAGCCAGACGCAUCACACCACGCAGCAGCCUUUCCUUAACCCAGCGCUUCCCCCCGGCUACAGCUACACCAGCCUGCCCUACUACACCGGCGUGCCGGGCCUGCCCAACACCUUCCAGUAUGGCCCCGCCAUGUUCCCGGUGAGAUUUCACAUGCUUUGUCUGGGUGUUGUUUUGGAUGUUUUUUAAAAAAUUAUAUUAAGUUUAUGAAGUUAACAAGAGUAUGUUCUCCUGAUACAUGUAGAAAUGCAUGUUGUGCAAAUGCAUUUUGUAAUAUGACAUGCAAACUGUCCUAAUUUAUAAUUGGGGCACAAAUGUACUACAAACAGUUUUUCACUUCAAUUGUGAGAAUUCAGUAUGCUGUAAAAGGAAUUGAAAUAGCAUGUGAUAGCAGCUGAUAUUUUAAAUACGCUAGACAACUAAUUGUAUUAGUUUCACCUCUAACCUGUCUGUGUGUUUCUAGGUGGCUCCUACCUCGUCGAAGCAGCACGGUGUGAACGUUGGAGUCAAUGCCUCGGCAACUGCCUUCCAGCAGGCCAGCGGCUACGGUUCCCAUGGUUACAACACUGGUAUGACUCAACACACACCCCGAGGACACACCCUGUGGAACGGCAUCUGUUCAGGGGUCUUUCAGUUCAACUCUUUACACUGUACAUACUGAUAGAAUGGCUAUCAACACUGCAUGCAACUGACAGUCAGUUUAGUUGACAAUGUGUGCUUUCACGUUUAUAUUUAAUAAGCCUCUCACAUUCAAAGGUUUGUUGGGUUUGAAUGCAACAUUUGCCUGUGCCUAAGCCUGCUAAGGCUGACAUUGCCCACAUUACCUGUCUACAUCAACCGCUCUUCAACAUGGUUAGUGGAUGAAACGGCACUAACUCCAACCUUUCUAAUCAGGCAUGCAUAGCCACAUCAGGGUUUCCGUUAGCCGGUAAUAGCCGGCUUUUGGCCGUUCAAAAAUGGAAAAGCUGAUUAAUAAAAUUAGCAACGGCCAAUUGUCCGGGAGAAGAGAGAUCCCACUGUUAAGUAAUGUUUUUUUGCCUAUUCAUUGAUGGAAAUGCCAGUUGAUGUAAAUACAUUUGACCGGUCAUGCUUAUCGGUCUAUGGGUUAAUUUGCAUAAUUAUGUAGAAUAAAAUUGGCGUGUGUGUAUAUUCGUUAUGUAUCUUAUCACAUGCAGAGACAGCAUACAGAUACAGAGCCUUUGAGCGGAAAAUCUGUCAGACAGCUCUUUUAUAAGCCCACUGAUUGCGCAACAAUUCUAAAUGCAAUCGUGUGUUAAAUUUUUUUUGUUGGGCCACGAUUUAAGAGCAAUUUUUAUUUCUCAACUGGUAAUUGAAGCGCGCUUCGCUUUGAGCUGGAGGCAGUAUGCAUUUUGAAAACAUAUAUAGUUACUUAAUUGUUUGAAAUCUGAACAUUUUACUACAAAUUUAUGAGGUAUGUUUUACCUUGCUUCAAAAGUAGCCUAGGCAAAAUCCGACCAUAUCCGUGGAGGCAAUUAUUUUAUAAAGACUUCCAUAUGACAUUGAAACCAGUAGCCUAUUUCUCUCAUGUUCUAUUGGUUUUCAACUUUCUUUCAUUGUCCGGUAGCCAAAUGUUCAUUCGCGCGUUGCCUACUGCCUGGUGCGCAUUGCUGUGCUAAUAAUGUUAAGAAAUUGUGUAUCAACAUUUUAAGCUAAACGUUCAGAUCUGUUGCAUCAGAUUCAUUGCUUUAAAAAAGUAUAUAUGUUGCCGAGGCCUACUGGUUGUAUGAACUUUGGAUCUAUCGUCCCACAACUGUCCCAGGGUCUGAUUGGCCUAUUUCUUUCUGGACAAGUGAAACUUUUCUACUAUGGGGACUAGUAGAUUGACAUGGCUCAUAAGCGGCGCAUCCAUAAGCCUAGGGGAAGCUUUCCUUAAGUACAUUUGAUUCAAUUGCCAAAAUUAUGUAGCCUAAUUAGCCUACUCCUGUCUAUACAGAAAGAAAUAAAAUCAUUCAAAAUAUGCUACUAAAGCAUGAACAUACAGUGGGGGAAAAAAGUAUUUAGUCAGCCACCAAUUGUGCAAGUUCUCCCACUUAAAAAGAUGAGAGAGGCCUGUAAUUUUCAUCAUAGGUACACGUCAACUAUGACAGACAAAUUGAGUAAAAAAAAUCCAGAAAAUCACAUUGUAGGAUUUUUAAUGAAUUUAUUUGCAAAUUAUGGUGGAAAAUAAGUAUUUGGUCACCUACAAACAAGCAAGAUUUCUGGCUCUCACAGACCUGUAACUUCUUCUUUAAGAGGCUCCUCUGUCCUCCACUCGUUACCUGUAUUAAUGGCACCUGUUUGAACUUGUAAUCAGUAUAAAAGACACCUGUCCACAACCUCAAACAGUCACACUCCAAACUCCACAAUGGCCAAGACCAAAGAGCUGUCAAAGGGCACCAGAAACAAAAUUGUAGACCUGCACCAGGCUGGGAAGACUGAAUCUGCAAUAGGUAAGCAGCUUGGUUUGAAGAAAUCAACUGUGGGAGCAAUUAUUAGGAAAUGGAAGACAUACAAGACCACUGAUAAUCUCCCUCGAUCUGGGGCUCAACACAAGAUCUCACCCCGUGGGGUCAAAAUGAUCACAAGAACGGUGAGCAAAAAUCCCAGAACCACACGGGGGGACCUAGUGAAUGACCUGCAUAGAGCUGGGACCAAAGUAACAAAGCCUACCAUCAGUAACACACUACGCCGCCAGGGACUCCAAUCCUGCAGUGCCAGACGUGUCCCCCUGCUUAAGCCAGUACAUGUCCAGGCCCGUCUGAAGUUUGCUAGAGUGCAUUUGGAUGAUCCAGAAGAGGAUUGGGAGAAUGUCAUAUGGUCAGAUGAAACCAAAAUAGAACUUUUUGGUAAAAACUCAACUCGUCUUGUUUGGAGGACAAAGAAUGCUGAGUUGCAUCCAAAGAACGCCAUAUCUACUGUGAAGCAUGGGAGUGGAAACAUCAUGCUUUGGGGCUGUUUUUCUGCAAAGGGACCAGGACGACUGAUCCGUGUAAAGGAAAGAAUGAAUGGGGCCAUGUAUCGUGAGAUUUUGAGUGAAAACCACCUUCCAUCAGCAAGGGCAUUGAAGAUGAAACGUGGCUGGGUCUUUCAGCAUGACAAUGAUCCCAAACACACCGCCCGGGCAACGAAGGAGUGGCUUCGUAAGAAGCAUUUCAAGGUCCUGGAGUGGCCUAGCCAGUCUCCAGAUCUCAACCCCAUAGAAAAUAUUGGGCCAAAAUACCAGCAACAGUGUGUGAAAACCUUGUGAAGACUUACAGAAAACGUUUGACCUGUGUCAUUGCCAACAAAGGGUAUAUAACAAAGUGUUGAGAAACUUUUGUUAUUGACCAAAUACUUAUUUUCCACCAUAAUUUGCAAAUAAAUUCAUUAAAAAUCCUACAAUGUGAUUUUCUGGAGAAAAACAAUUCUCAUUUUGUCUGUCAUAGUUGACGUGUACCUACGAUGAAAAUUACAGGCCUCUCUCAUCUUUUUAAGUGGGAGAACUUGCACAAUUGGUGGCUGACUAAAUACUUUUAUUCCCCACUGUAAAUUCUCAACUUAAUUGAACGAAAAACAGUCGGCCUUUUGUUAUUGGCACCAGUGGAGAGCAUUGGCCAUAUCCCCUGUGAGUGCGCACUGCACAUAUUUACUCCUUAUCCUUGUUCGACUUAAGUUUGUUUUUGGACAAUAAUUUCCUCCUCCAGUUUAGAUGGACGUCAUAUUCUAUUUGUCUCUUCUCCUCGUAGGCCUAUUAUAUGGACAACAUUGUUUUUAUUGGUAUGUUUGUCAGUGUUAGCAGAGUAGGCUAUCCUGUAAUUUGUCGUAUUAAAACAUAGUUUUAAUGUCUCCAGUCAUAUAAAGUGUAGUAGAAUUUGCAUGAAAUGUGUUUUUCCCGUGCAAAGAAAGAAACGUAUCUACUAUAGCGCAGGCCUCUACGCUAUACAUGCUCAGCCAUGCAUUGAAGUCUUUUUUGAGAACAGUGAUUGAGUUAUAUUAUUAGCCUAAAUUACGACUGUCCAAUCUACUCAUCACAUUACAAAUAGUAGGCCAUCUUACAUAAGUCUGCAAAUGCGAUGAUACAUGGGAUGCUUUAUUAUAAAGGUGCAUUUUUAUGGUGAAAAUUUGCUUCCCCAAACUUGAAACUCAAGCGCGCCUAUGCAUAGUCUAGGGAUUUUGCUGUUCGUUACUCAUCUUGUUGGCUGAGGAAAAGUAAAUAGUUAUUCUAACAUGUUCAUUCUAACAAGGACACACGUCGUUGCAUCUUUGACUUGCAUGUUAUGUUAAGAUUAAUUACCAUAAUAUACAUUUGAUUUCUGUCAUUUUGAGCACUGUGGGUGGACACCCUAAUCAGGUUAUGCCCCCAAUGCAUAUGGGUCCUUCUAAACGUAUCAAAUGUCCGGUAAAUAAAAAUGCUCCUGGUCAAUUGUCCGGCACCACAUUUUCAUAACGGGAAACCCUGAGCCACAGUCACUGAUGUUGUUGACCAGCUGGUAUGGAGCGGUUUCUGUUACUUGGAGACAAACUGCCUGCUGCCGUUGUUACCAACAAACCAUUCUAACCCACCAAACCUGGGUGCUGUCUGGUAUGGGCCAGCUAAAGAGUGAUCAGGGACCAAUAUUGAUUAUUACUUCGAGCGCUCCAUGUGAUUUCUUGGGGAUUCUUUUGAUUUUUUUUGCAGGGUGUGCAUUUGUGAAAACUUAAAAAGUUUCAAACACUGAAAUGGGAGUGGAAAUGGGAGUUGUAUGAUUCUACAACUCUCACCAUUCUUUUGAAUGGGGAAGGAUAUCUAGUUUACCCUUGUUUGUACCUUUUGUUAGUACAGUAAUAUGUUCUAUUUGAGUUGUUUUCGAGUGGAAAAGUGGACUGUAUUGAUGGCCCUCCUACUACAUAUAUUACGGGGGAGUAGGGUGGUGGGUGUUCUGUUGCUGUUGCCUAUCAUUGCAUGCUUCUGCUCAUUCAACAACUGGAGUUGGGCUUCUGGCUAUACCUUCCACCCCAUCCCACAUGGAGGUCAUCUUAAACUUCCAUGUCUCCACCCCCAUUUCUCCAACGCUAUCCUUCCAUUGUCCUAUCUCUCCCUCUAUCCACUUGGUCACACAGCACCUCUGUUAUCUGCACCACCUUUUGCUUCCUGCCUCCGCCCGACCGACCGCCCACCCCCCCUGCCUGACACCCCCGACCCCUAACCUUGCCUGGUGUGUCUAACGCUGUGGGCUGCGGCUGUGUGUCUGACUGUUUCAGGCUAUGAGGAUAUGGGCCAGGCUUCAGGGAGUGGGGAUUUCUGUAAGGGUGGAUACGGCACUGCCGUGGCCGCCGUCGCUUCUGCGCAAAACAAGCAAGCCAGCUCUGUCAGCGGGCCUGGAGUCGGUGAGUGCCGCCACACACCAACCCUCCCCUCCUCCUUCCUCCCUCGCGCCGUCAUCACCUCCAUCCUCCUUAACCUCAUCGCUGCUUACUGUCCGCACCACACAAAUGCCCAAUAAGCAGUCAACUGCCACCCUCUGUCUGCCUCCAUGCCCCAGUACUAAUCAUCAUUGGGCACCAAGGUGCUGUAGCACUUCACAGAAGAUUCAAAUAAUCAAAGCUUGAUGAUGAGUUGUAUUUGAAUCAGCUGUGUUGUGCUAGGACAAAAAAUAGUGUGCACCCCUUGGGUCCCCAGGACCAAGUUUGGAAAACACUGCCAUAGAGGCUAACUGAGUGUUUAUGUUCAAUUCUUACAUUUCUAAAGCAGUGCGAGCAAGCUAAUGGAGCGCUAACUAGCUAGCUGCUAACCAAUGAACAGUUGAUGAGUAGCCCUGGUCCAUGCACUCUGUGCUGCCAGCUUUCCACCCACGUGUGCUUGCUUAAAUGUGUUAGUGUCAGAAGUACCUCUCUACCCACUGUCCUGUGUGGUUGACACAGGAUACACACCCCAAGGGUGGUGAACGAGUGACAAAAUGGAGGCCCUGCCUGUUGAACUGCCAUGCUCUGAAAUGGGGACAGGAGACUAUGGGGUGUGAAGGUAGCAUGUUUACAAAGUGAUACUCUCCCUCAAACUCAAUAUAUUCUGUCUCAACUACAGCAGAUAAAAACUAAUGUAUUUUUUUAUGUAGAUAAAGUGAAUUUCCUGAGUUUGAUGUUAAUGCUAGGUAUCGGUAAACUGGAGUUGUCGUGUGAGUCACCGCCUGAGGUUAGAAUGUCAGGGUUUAGUUGACCCUGUCCUGCGAUUCCAUGGCGAUACAGGGGGACUAACAUAAUGUAGCAGGCGUAAAAGAAACGCCUGACUGGGUUCGGAAGAAACCGGAAGCAUCCGGUUUUCAGGCUUGCGCCUCUUCUCUGCGUUUCCCCUGAACCGGAUGUUUCCAGUUUCUUCCGUCAGCAGAGCGUGCAGGGGGACAGUUGUGUGCUAGAACAAUACGUAGCCGCCACCAGACAGUCAGACCCUCAUCGCCGUUGCUGACUGGAACUGAUACACUGACACAUCUUUCUUUGUAUCCUCCUUUUCGUUUUCCUCUCCUCCAUCUCAUCCUGUCAUUCCCCCGCUGCCUUUUUUUGCUCUCCUUCCCUUACAUUGAUGCAUCUGAUACUGUAUAUUAGCAUCUAGUGACCAUCUUCUCGAAAGUGCUGUAUUGCUCCUAUACAGCCUUGUACUGAGUUUCAAUCCAAGGUGUAUAGAUGGAGAUGGGUUACCUGACAACAUCACAAAAUCAAUGUCUGAGUUUUAGGAGCAAAUCAAACCAUGUACAAUGCAUCCUAUAGGAGCGAUAAUGGUAGCCUAUAAGAGCAAAUCAUGUGCAAGCCAUUAUAGCUAUAGGAAUGGUAUUAGAGCAAAUCAUGUACAAGCCUUUUUGUUUCUGUGUGGAGUUUCUCACCCAGUACCUAAUUAGAAUGUGAUGUAUGUUUGACAGAAUUACUUUCCAUCUAGAAACUGCUGCCUUAAUCCCGGACCACUCUGUGGCUCUGACUCCCAGGGGUUUCCAUGCCUCUCCUGCAGGGGUUGUGACCUGUAGACAUGUGAAGUAAAUGUGUCCGAACCCCUUUGUUUCCUCUGCAGGAGUCUCGGUGACGUCAAGCAACACGGGGGUCCCAGACAUUUCAGGGUCUGUUUACACAAAGACACAGCAGGUGAGAAUGAUGCUACAGUGGUAUAAACACUAUAAUAAAAUAUUAUGUUCUGAAACAUACGGAAAGGAUAUGACAACCAGUGUCUGUAUAAAAUGUUGUUUGUACAAAAACAAGUGUAAAAACCGCAGACUAGAAAAGUCAGGCGUCCGACCUUGUUGUGUUAAUCCCUCCAGCAGCAGUCUUUUGAGAAGCAGCAGGGUUUCCACGCUGGUACACCGGCAGCUUCCUUCAGCCUGCCCUCUGCCCUGGGCGGCGGUGGUCCCAUCAACCCGCCAGCCGCGGCUGGUUACGCUCCAGCUCCCUUCAUGCACAUCCUGGCACCGCACCAGCAGCCCCACUCGCAGAUCCUGCACCACCAUCUGCAGCAGGACGGACAGGUACGGUGUGUGUGAAGGCGCGUGUGUGUCACACUGUAUCUUGGAGAGAAAUAUUUGGCACAGGUUACCUUGCAUUAUGGUCUCUUCCUAUCUUCUCUUCUAACAGAGUGGUGGCACUGGACAGCGUAGCCAGAAUGCUUCGCUUCAACAGAAGACCCAGAUCAACAAGUCUGCAUACAACAGCUACAACUGGGGGGCCAACUAA
Molecule: messenger RNA, 30261 nt
Organism: Coregonus sp. 'balchen'
Lineage: Eukaryota; Metazoa; Chordata; Actinopteri; Salmoniformes; Salmonidae
Source: the annotation of a GenBank genome assembly